AACAGGAUUAUAGGUGUAUAAAAAUGCCCUGCAUAUGCCAAUCAAGAACUUCUUUCAUGUUCAGCAUUUCUACUCCCUCCAAGAAGAGUAUCAACACUGAAGCAGCAGCAAGAGCAGCAAAAGACAAACAUGAGUGUGAAGGGCACCGUUAUAGUCUUGGCUGUGAUAUUCUGUGCUACAAUUGUUCAAGGCUUCCCCAUGUUCAAAGGGGGACGCUGUCUUUGCAUAGGCCCUGGAGUAAGAGCAGUAAAAGUGGCAGAUAUUGAGAAAGCGACCAUAAUUUAUCCAAGUAACAACUGUGACAAAACAGAAGUGAUUAUCACCCUGAAAGCACAUAAAGGACAAAGAUGCCUAAAUCCCAAAUCGAAGCAAGCAAGCAUUAUAAUGAAGAAAAUUAAAAGAAUGAAUUUUUAAAAUAUCAAAAUGUAUGGCGUCCUGGGAAGAGGAUCUGAAAACUUAGAACAAGUUUAACUGUGACAACUAAAGUGAUAAGAAUUCCACAAUAGGAAACAGAUUUUCUCCUGCCUGUUGCAAUGUACAUUCAUUCAUUUCUACGUCAGCAAAUCUCAGAAAUCUGACGGUUAAAACUAUUCUUUUGUGACUAUGAAAACAUUUCUGUAUCUAGAAGUUAUGUGUUUGUACUUGAUCUAUCUGCCAUAUUACAAUCUUCACUUACAAUGGAGACAUUAACAUAUUACUGGAGUCAAGACUGUAUGAGUCAAAUGCAUCCAUGUGUGUAAUAAACAUUCCCCAAAUAAUUUUUAAUGCAAAUCCACAUUUUUUACCCAAAAAUCAUAGCACGUAUUUGUGUAGGGCAACAAUUUUAUAAAAAGGCUAUAAUUCAUGAAAUGUACUAUGAAAAAAAUUAUAAGCUAAGGAAACAGAUAAGAGUGCAAAUAUUUCAUAACUGAAUUAGUAGCUCUGGUCUUAAUUUGAUUUUUUUCAGCAACUUUUUCUUUUCAUUGAGAUUUUGUGGUGGUAGUUUGGUUUUAUCUAUUUAUUUUAAGUCGGCUCCACACUGGAACCCCAACACAGGGCCUGAACUCACAACCCUGGGAUCAAGACCUGAGCCGAGACCAAGAGUCGGACACUUCACCAACUGAGCCACCCAUGCACCCCUUUCAUUGAGAUAUGCAAUAAAGAUAUGUAUGUUUACUGUACAUUUUGGUUCUAUCUAUACUUACAAAUUAUAGCAAUAUUUUGGAUACAUUUUAAAUAUAAA
Molecule: messenger RNA, 1222 nt
Organism: Ailuropoda melanoleuca (giant panda)
Lineage: Eukaryota; Metazoa; Chordata; Mammalia; Carnivora; Ursidae
Gene: CXCL11
Product: C-X-C motif chemokine ligand 11
Exons: 4
Coding region: 130-414 (94 amino acids)
Biological process (GO): chemotaxis; defense response; immune response
Cellular component (GO): extracellular region
Molecular function (GO): chemokine activity
Source: RefSeq, a predicted model, not a curated record